AUGGGAGCUCCGGCCUCUGCCGGGGCGACCUCGACGGCUGCGGCAGGGCAGCCGACUCGAUCCUCGAGCACCCACCCUUCUCACUCCCACAAUGUUCCUCUGAGCGCUCGGAGGUCCGCGCCCCUCGACCUCUCAACGGUAGAGCGACGAGGACAACCCAACAACCCCAGGGAACCAUCCAAGCGCAUUCGUCCCCAUGGAAUCCCCGAAGCUCCGACCUUCCGGCCGACGGAGGAAGAAUUCAAAGAUCCCGUGGCCUACAUACAGAAGAUCGCACCGGAAGGCAAGAAGUAUGGAAUCUGUCGGGUGGUCCCCCCAGAGGGCUGGCAACCGACUUUCGCAAUCGAUACCGAGGUAGGAGCCCUCUUUGCAAGAAUGCAGUUUGCAUUCGACCUUCGCGCGUGUCCACGGCUGACAGUCGAAUUAAGCGAUUUCAUUUCAAAACCCGUCGACAGGAGCUCAAUUCAGUUGAAGGAGCACGGAACGAACUACAGCCGACUCCCAAGUGUUGACAAGCGACCACUGGAUCUCUACAAGCUUAAGAAGGCCGUGGAAAGUCGCGGCGGCUUCGAGUCGGUGUGCAAGUUAAAGAAAUGGGCGGAAAUUGGACGUGAUCUUGGAUACAGCGGCAAGAUUAUGUCUUCAUUGUCGACUUCUCUCAAAAAUUCCUACCAGCGAUAUCUUCAGCCCUACGAAGAAUACUUGGCCCGCGCCAAACCCGGGGUCCAACAACAGCUGGAAUUGGAACAUGGCGGACCAUACACCCCUUCACCCCUUCCAUCUCCUAUGGGCAUGGCCCAAAGACCCGCGAUGGACGACAAUGGCACGCCAUCUAAAGUCCGGGAUGAGACCCCCAACCUCCCUCGGGCGAUCCCUUCACACACUCCAAUGGCACACACCCCACUAGGACACACCCCAAUGGGCCACACUCCGGUGGCACAAUCUCCGAUGGAAAAGUCUCCUGAAAAACCUACACCUCCCGUCGAGCCUACACCUCCUCGUCCAGCUGCUACAGGCUUUACCUCCGUCAACGCCAGCCUCGGUGGCUUCACCGCAGUCAACCGCUCACCAUUCACCCCGUCCAAUAAUGGCCCAACUAUCAAGCGGGAGGGGGAGAAUGGCACGUCAACCCCGCACGUUGAACGCGAUGUUUCUGUGUCCGUGAAUGGCCAAAACGAUGAACCUAUGAAGCGUUCGAUCAGCCAUGACGAAGGCUCCCAAGCAGAGAAUGGCGAUGAGGAUGGUGAAAAUGGGCGUCGUAGCAAGCGAUUGAAAAGAGACUCGCUCCCUACUGUUGCCGGCUCUCACAUGUCUCUUCUCCGCCCGCCUCUGCCAAGACCCCGCAAGGAUGGGUCUCAACCAUUAGGCGAGAAAUGCGAAACCUGCGGAAAGUCAGACAAUCAGGAAUCGAUACUUGUGUGCGAUGGUUGUGAGCUUGGAUAUCACACAACAUGCUUGGACCCGUCAACCACGACGCCAUCGGAACAUGACUGGCACUGCCCCAAGUGCUUGGUUGGCACAGGAGAGUUCGGCUUCGAAGAUGGAGGUGUCUACUCGCUUAAGCAAUUCCAGGAAAGGGCCAAUGAGUUCAAGAAAAAGUACUUCGCCUCAAAAAUGCCCUUCGAUCCAGUACUCAACACACAUCGCCGUGAGACGGAAGAUGAUGUCGAAGCCGAGUUUUGGAAACUUGUUGUUGAUCUACAUGAGACAGUCGAGGUUGAAUACGGCGCAGAUAUCCACUCGACUACACAUGGAAGUGGUUUCCCCACUGUGGAACGGAAUCCGCUGGACCCAUUUUCGUCUGAUCCUUGGAAUCUCAACGUACUUCCAUUCUACGGAGAUUCUCUCUUCCGUUACAUCAAGUCUGAUAUCUCUGGAAUGACUGUCCCUUGGGUUUACGUCGGCAUGUGUUUCUCAACUUUCUGCUGGCACAACGAGGACCAUUAUGCCUACUCAGCGAACUAUCAGCACUUUGGCGCGACGAAAACCUGGUAUGGAAUACCAGGUGCAGACGCUGAGGCAUUUGAGGCCGCCAUGCGCGACGCAGUCCCCGAGCUCUUUGAGGGACAACCCGACCUGCUAUUCCAACUUGUUACUUUGAUGCCGCCCGACAAGCUUCGCAAGGCUGGCGUUAACGUUUAUGCCGUGGAUCAGCGGGCUGGUCAAUUCGUGCUCACCUUCCCUCAGGCGUACCAUGCGGGCUUCAACCACGGCUUCAACUUCAACGAGGCCGUGAACUUCGCUCCAGCAGACUGGGAGCCCUAUGGCGCAGCGGGUGUUGACCGGCUUCAAAACUUCCGCAGACACCCUUGUUUCUCCCACGAUGAACUUCUUCUCACGGCUGCUGCUCGCGACACUUCAAUUGCCACAGCCAAAUGGCUGGCACCUGCACUAGCAAGAACUUGUGCCCGAGAGAUUGGUGAAAGAGCCGCUUUCCUUUACCGACAGAAGGAAAUGGCUGUUCGCACCCCUGGUUCUGGUAUUGAGUCUGCUUCAGAAACUUUCCAACCCAAGUUCGUAGUUGAAGACGAAGAUCUCCCGGAGGAUGACUACCAGUGCCAGCACUGCAAGGCUUAUGCUUACCUCACGCAGUUCCGUUGUCACAAGUCAGGCAAAACUGUCUGUCUGUCUCAUGUGGACAGCUACGACUGCUGUGGUGAGACUCUUGCUCAGAAACUUUGUGGUUCGGAACACACCCUGCGUUACCGUAUGAGUGACGAUGCACUGCAGGAGCUUGUGCAGAAAAUCCAAGAACGGGCCAGGAUUCCAGAAGCAUGGUCCGAGAAGCUCGACAAAACUCUGGAGGAUGAACCAAAGCCCCAGCUGAAGGCCCUUCAUAACUUGCUCAAUGAAGGUGAGAAAAUCCCAUACCAUUUGUCUGGCCUCCAAGAUCUUGCGGCAUUCGUCCAGCGUUGCGAUAAAUGGGUUGAAGAAGCCAAUAACUACAUUACCCGGAAGCAGCAAAACCGGAGAAAAAACGAGAAGGCUUGGCGCAGGGCUAGUACCAAGACAGCGCAGCUGGACGAUCGCGAUCGUGAAGUCCGCAGAGUUGAACAUAUCUACGCCCUACUGGCAGAGGCUGAUAAACUUUCGUUCGACUGUCCACAGAUGGCGGCGUUGGAAGAGAAAACCCGCGAAAUCGAGAAAUUCCGCCAGGAUAUUAAUGGUGCCCUGAUGAAUCCAAAGUCCCGACCAAUCCAAGAGGUCGAAGAGCUGAUCGAGGCUGGCAAAAACUUCAACGUGGAAAUCCCGGAACUUGAACGCCUGGAGCUGGUCUCCCGCCAAAUCAAAUGGUCGGAAGAAGCUGCACGGAAACGCGAUCAGUACUUGAACCUCCAGGCUUGUCAUGAGCUAGUUGCUGGCGCUGAGCAGCUGGGCCUGCCCGAAAACGACGAACACUUGAUGCAUUUCAAAGAACUCGCUCGCCAUGGCGAUGCAUGGGAACUUAAAGCUAAAGAACUGAUGUCGGUUGAGGCGGUGCAUUAUCAACAACUAGAAGCCCUUUCUGCACAGGCAGCUCGUUUCCCAGUGUCGCCUGAGACCCUGGCGGCUGUGGAGGCGAUAUUGACCAAGCAACGCGAGGCGCAGAGGCGGAUUCAGACUUUGUAUGAAAAGAGCAAGGACCCUGAAAUGAAGAAUCGCCCCAAGUACAAGGAUAUUCGCGACCUCAUGGAAACCCUCGAACACCUGACCUCCCGACCCAUUGGAGCAAUCGACUUGGAGCGAGAACAAAAACGACAUGAAGAUUGGAUGAGGAAGGGCAAAAAGCUUUUCGGCAAAGCCAAUGCCCCACUGCACAUCCUCAAAUCUCACAUGGAGUACGUUGAAAAGCGGAACUCGUACUGCUUCGACCUCGAAGACAGCUACAGACCGCCCGUGGAACCUUCAUCCCGGGACAAUUCACCAGAUGGCCUGCUUGAAAAUUCGGGAAAUCCUAAUCCUUGGGGUCCAAAGUCACGCAAAAGAGACGUGUUCUGCAUUUGUCGUCACUCCGAGGCGGGAAUGAUGAUUGAGUGUGAGGUAUGCCAUGAAUGGUAUCAUGGAAAGUGCUUGAAAAUCGCCCGGGGCAAAGUGAAAGAGUUUGACAAGUAUACUUGCCCAAUCUGUGAUUGGCGACAGAAGAUUCCUCGUGAUGCUGCUCGACCGAAACUCGAGGAUCUCCAGGAUUGGCACGCGGAAAUUGCAACCCUUCCAUUCCAACCGGAGGAGGAGGAAGUUCUUGAGAGCAUCAUCAACCAAGCAACGGCUUUCCGUGAUUUCUUGCAUGGCUUCACCAAUGCUGCCUGCACAACAACCGAGGAAGUGCCCACUUUGAUCUUCUAUCUUCGCAAAAUAGAGGGUGCCGAGGUCCUUCUUACUUCUGAGACCAACUUUUUCCGGCAAGAGAUCCACAAGUGGGCACCUGUCGCCCCGGAGCCUCCCCCAAUCUUGGAUCAGUCCCUGUCCACUCGGAAGCCCCGCCCUACCAAGCAACAGAAAAUAAUGGCUCAGCUCGGCGUGAGCCGCCCCGAAGAUCUCCCCGAACACCUCCGUCCUAAGCAUCUCGGUGUUACAAAACGCAAAUCGGUCGAUGUUUCUCAGCAGCCCCCUCAACAUCCACCAUCUUCUCUUCAGCCGGCGCCAACAACCUCCAGCAGUGCGCCUCCCAUUACAGGUCCAACGCUGGCUCAAAUGCCAGAUCCAAAUGUCGCGCCAUACCCCUUUUCCGCCAAUUACUCUUUGCCAGCUAGCGAUUCCACGCCUGCCUUUGCCCCCCUUUCAUCAUCAGCUUUCCUUCCACACGCCGUUGCUUCUCAGUCUCCCUCAUUCCUGUCUCGAUCCCCUCCCCCACAACAAGACAUUGAGACGUCUUUGUUCAGCCCUCCGCGAUUCGGACAUGAUCCUCAGUUUGCGAGCAGUAGUCCUCGUCAGAAUCUGGAUGACGUGUUCGCGGACCUGACGAAUCAGGAAAUUGACCCUGAGGCAGAGCCACAGCCCAUGGAGAACACCCAUGCCAACGAGGCCCUGGAGGCUCUUGUCGUGAGCAACGGGAGUAGCCGUGCUGGGUCUCUGCCUCAAGAGCCAGCCGCAAUGGGUGAACCUCAAGAUGCUCCCAAGCUCGAGGGUACCAAUGCGCAGCUUGAUGACGAUGAACUUUGA
This is a messenger RNA of Penicillium olsonii, 5139 nucleotides long. The record is from the annotation of a GenBank genome assembly. Lineage: Eukaryota; Fungi; Ascomycota; Eurotiomycetes; Eurotiales; Aspergillaceae.